AUGAACGAUACCAUCGUUUCUCCACGAGAUAUAAAUCAAGAGUUAUGCGAUGAGCACCGGUAUUACUCGCUAACAAUCAUGCUGAACACCGAUAUGAGCGGUCACUGCGAUCCCAGUGCAGAUCAAACUGCUUUCCAGCCCUACCUUCUCAAUGAAAAUGAAGACAACAAAAGUGUUAAAACAGUCAAAACUGUCUCCAACUCCAGACUCAACGAACACACCAUCGAAAAGCUUCUCAACUCUCCGUCGACCUCCUCGUCAAGUAUGUCACCCCUCACCACAACUAAUCCAUUGCCAUCAUCUGUGGUCUUAAGUCAAUUCAGCAAAUCUCAGCUCCCCAUCGAUAUCAUAGCCCAGACAUUAUGGUUACAACACCAGCAGUUGCACCACAAACUGAACUCAACUAAUAAUCUAGCACUAUUUACUUUAAACGGAAAAAGUUUGCGCUUUUCGUUGCGCUCUAUUGGAGCCAAAGAUGAUAACAGAGUGAUAGUGAGGUUUAGGGACGCUUUCAAAGCCCAUAGCCUUAAGGCAAACGUGUAUCGCACGCGCCUAUACUGGCAGCGCUUUAAAUGUUUCCGGUGCUCUAAUUUGCAAGAUUUCACUCACUCUGAGGUAUUUCCGGCUCUGAUUUACUUUAAACACUAUAAUAAGCAUCUGUUGAAACUGAGCCAAAGUCCGGCACAGUUGCGGAGAUAUCUAUUACCACAACAGCGCCAAAAUCGCGGACCACGGCGUCAGAGGACAACCUUCACACACGAACAGACACUCCGACUUGAGAUGGAAUACCACGUGAGUGAAUAUAUCACAAGAGGGAAACGCUUUCAAUUGGCCGAACUGCUCGACUUAAGUGAGAAUCAGAUCAAGAUUUGGUUUCAAAACAGACGGGCGAAAGACAAACGCAUCGAGAAAGCCAUCGUUGAACAGCAAUAUAGGUCUGUAUUCAUCACCAUUUCAUCACAGCAUCCAAUGAGCUCUCAAUCCCUUCCAUUGCUUUUCAUACAGAUAUCUGUCGAGUCCCACAUUCACCCAACACUUGAAUGUGUCCAACUGCUCCACUUAGUAACUCCACCGGCACCACCACCGCCGCCACCACAACCCAAUCCUCCAAGUAGUCCCAUAACAGAUGAAAGUAGGUUGGUCACUAUUGAUAGCACACCUCCUAUACCCCCUGCGUCUCCUAAAGGAGGCACGUUUGCCACCACUCCAGUCACAGUUCCCGACAAUCCGUCAAUGGGUAGACCAGUUCCCGAUAAUCCUGGAAGGCCACCACCACCAGUAGCAGAAGCACUAUCACCACCACCACCUAAUCCACCUAAUCCGCCACCACCUCUACCACCUCCAGCACCACCACCUCCACCAGCUAAUCCACCUAGUCCACCUAGUCCACCUAAUCCACCCAAUGCACCUAAUCCGCCACCACCUCCAUCACCGCCACCUCCUAAUAGAUUUCCGAUUAGAGGUAUAAACAAGAAUAAAUAA
Messenger RNA from Oppiella nova, 1482 nucleotides. The record is from the annotation of a GenBank genome assembly. NCBI's taxonomy places the organism in Eukaryota, Metazoa, Arthropoda, Arachnida, Sarcoptiformes, Oppiidae.